Carica papaya (papaya) is the source of this 1359-nucleotide messenger RNA. The record is from RefSeq and is a predicted model, not a curated record. Lineage: Eukaryota; Viridiplantae; Streptophyta; Magnoliopsida; Brassicales; Caricaceae.
AUGCAUGUAUGGAUACGGCCUGCCAUUUCCUUGUUACUUUUAAGCUAUUAAUGAUUUUAGUCUUAUUUCCUUAUCUAAUGCAGGGAAAAAUGAGUUGUCUGAUGAUUAAUGACAUUGAUGCUGGCCUUGGUAGAUUUGGAAAUACUCAAAUGACUGUGAACAAUCAAAUUGUAGUUGGGACACUGAUGAAUUUGUCAGAUAAUCCUACAAGAGUUAGUAUUGGACAAGACUGGCGAGAAACUGAUAUUACAAAUAGAAUUCCUAUUAUUGUAACUGGAAAUGAUUUUUCAACUAUUUAUGCUCCACUGAUUCGUGAUGGGAGGAUGGACAAGUUCUAUUGGCAGCCUACUCGUGACGAAAUUGUGAAUAUUGUUCACAGAAUGUAUGAAAAAGAUGGCAUAUCCAGGAAGGAGGUUGCAAGCCUUGUGGAUGCGUUCCCUAAUCAAGCUUUGGAUUUCUAUGGAGCUCUUAGGUCCCGAACAUACGAUCGAUCAAUUUCUAAGUGGGUAGAUGACAUUGGAGGAGCUGAAAAUCUUGGCAGCAAACUUCUUAGAUGGGGGAAGGACGAGAAACUUCCUGUAUUUACCCCUCCAGAGAAUUCUCCUUCCCUUGAACCCCCAAAAACCCUAAAAAUGGCGACUCAAGGUCCGGUUGAGUCUGUACAGUGCUUCGGCCGGAAGAAAACAGCGGUGGCGGUCACUCACUGCAAGCGUGGCCGCGGACUGAUCAAGAUUAACGGCUGCCCAAUCGAGCUGGUGGAGCCAGAGAUCCUGCGUUUUAAGGCAUACGAGCCAAUCCUUCUCCUUGGACGUCACCGUUUCGCCGGUGUCGACAUGCGGAUCCGAGUCAAGGGUGGUGGGCACACCUCCCAGAUCUAUGCGAUCCGACAGAGCAUCGCCAAGGCCUUAGUGGCUUUCUACCAGAAGUUCGUUGAUGAGCAGCAAAAGAAGGAGAUUAAGGACAUUCUGGUGAGUUACGAUAGGACCCUUCUCGUUGCUGACCCCAGGAGGUGCGAGCCCAAGAAGUUCGGUGGUCGCGGUGCUCGUGCCAGAUUCCAGAAGAGUUACCGUUGAGGUUUCUGGUUUUUCUAUUCUGUGGUUUUUUGUUUUGUUUACAGCUUUUAGAUAUGAGAUAUCUAGUUUUGAAGCUUGGACGUUGAUGGGUUUUGAAGAUUUUGAUUAUUGGUACGCUGCUGUUAUGUCAUUAGUUUGUUCUCUUCUCUGGUUCUGUUAUGUCGAGAUAAUAUAGUUUAAAUUUGAAAUUCUAAUAUAGUUGGAUCAUAGUGCAUGCUACAGAUGGGGCGUCUCUCAGUUACACUUUAUGUUUGCUUGGUUAUGGAAUUAGCACUUUUUUCUGCAA